Suillus subalutaceus is the source of this 4229-nucleotide messenger RNA. RefSeq lists its product as uncharacterized. The coding region runs from base 104 to 4174 and encodes 1356 amino acids. The transcript is spliced from 7 exons. The record is from RefSeq and is a predicted model, not a curated record. Lineage: Eukaryota; Fungi; Basidiomycota; Agaricomycetes; Boletales; Suillaceae.
GUACAUCGUGCUUUCCAAAUACUGAUGAGCUUGUACUGACUAUUUGACAGUGACAACGACGACGACAAUCUAGAACUGACAAUUCACAGAACAGACGCGGGCGAUGUCGAGCCUCGACCCGCGCUCGCCAGGUUAUUAUGGCACAACGACGUAUUCGUCUAUCUCGAAUGACUCUGAUUCGGACACCCCCCGUGCAUCUACAGAUUCAUCCGCCUCUCCAGGCCUCCUCCGACGCGUUGCAUUCAGUCCCCCUCCCCGAUCUGAAACCAGCUUCGAAGCUCACGCUCACGACGAUAGUUUCGGAGAACAUGCUGAAGUCGAAGCAGCUCUCACCGAUUUUGACCUUGACGCUGAGAUUAAUGCUACCCAGGACACCGUCUCCCAAUGGUCCUCUUCCCGCCCGUCCUACACGUCCUUGAGUACGUCUACUCCGUACAGUGGUACAGGAUCCUAUACUGGUACUUCUGCUUCAUAUUCGGCGGACACCGCAACGGCAACAGGAACUCAUUUCACACGCGACCCUCGAGUCCUGAGCACCAUCUCAGAACGCACCGAGCACCCCAGCCGACCAACUUCCUUUGCCCAGAACCGUCUUUCUGCACACCGCCUAAGCACAAUAUCCAACCCGCAUGCCCGAUCAGCUGUUGAAUCCCCUGUAAAUGCCAACAGACUUAGCACGCACUCCCAGGGACACACACGCGGUGCCACAGAUCUUCCCACAACUAGCCGUCGCACGGGCGACCUUAUUGCAUUUUUCGAGGACCGCGCAGGUACCCCCAGUAAAGAAAAGGAGAGAAACACCAGCCCAUUUUUACCUACAACCCAGAGUACGCCUCAUUUAGGGAGUACCACGGGGUAUACCUCAACUGGAUACGGUUAUACCACGGGAUUCACUUCGACUGGGUACGGAUAUACCACAGGGACGGGGACAGGUGGCUAUACCACCACGGGCUACACCACAUCCCGCCCCUCCUCUGUCACUAAAAGCAGGUCCGACGAUUCGCGUUCCACAGUCUCGACUUCUUCAGGUGGAGGUGGGACUGACCUGAGCUUGUCGAGUUUGUUAAGUCCACCAGUACGCGGAUUAGGCACCCCAACCGGGACGUAUGGUGGCAGUGGGACAGCGACAGCGACAGGGACGACACAGCUAAGCCCAAGCGAUUUUGCGAGUACGUUUUCGAGUGCAUUUGGGGUUGCUAGGGGCAGACAAGAUGAUACCACACCCACGCGCCAGACCCAGACCGCCCUCCGUCGCAGCACGGUUCCCCUGAACGAGGCCAACACGAGCCCCAGGAGCCCGUUAACGAGCGUACGGAACAUCGUAGCUGCGUGGAAGGAACGCACACCAGGGCUAGGGAAAGUGAAGAGUGAGAGCAGUGAAGGCGGGAGCGAGCUGUCUCCACCUGGGGCAUCAAAGAUGGAGGGCUUGUUCUCUCUUCGUAGACGCGCAUCGCGGCAGGGGGCGCGGGGACAGCCGCCAGUGACGCCUGAUAAGAACGGUGGGAAGGGCCAUGUAGGAGGCACCAACAGAAACAGGGAAAACGAAGGAAUCACUAGCAGUGGAAACAAUGUCAUAAGGAGGAGAGUGAGCUCUACGAGCAGCCUCAUACCCCCGCCUUUUGAUAUGACAGAUCUAGGGGCAAGAGAGAACCGCGAGCCCAUCCGCAUCGGUACCCUCUGGUAUCUCAAUGUGCAUUCCCCAACGCCUUACCGCUGGAAAAAAUGCUCCGCACUACUCUACCCACACGUGCUUAUCCUUUCUUGGAGUUCCUCGGGGGGCGGUCGGGGCGUAGUGAGCUUAGAUCUGAUCAAUUGUACAGAAGUGAGGAGUACCCCUGGCUUUACACACCCUGGAGCGAGGGGCGAUGUCGGGGGAGUGAGUGCAGCAGCGCAGAUGACUGAGGAUGGCGUGAGUCUUGUGGAAGUAUUGUGUCCGUUCCAGCUGUUGUAUAGUGAUGGCGUUGAGCGACUUGCGGCGGAGAGUGCGAGGGAGAGGGUGAGGUGGGUGAGUGCAAUUUGGGAGGCACUUGACCGCUCCUUAUCGCUCCCCAAUCGCUCCCAAUCCGGUUCGCCCACAGGCAGCAUAGGCACCAUCCACUCCGUGGCCUCUACCACAUCCACGUCUGCCGGGAGCAGGAGUACUGUGUUCGUACCUCCACUGCAUACGAUCCCGAGUCUGUCGGAUUUGGGGAGUGAUUCUGGGGGGUUAAGUCUAAGUACCAGUAGGGUGCCCAGUGUGGGUGGCCAUGGGCGCACUGCGGAUGAUUCGUCGUACCUUUAUCCCUCUGACCCGCGCAUCAUCGCUCCAUCCCGAUCUUCAUCCUUGCGCCGCACCUCAUCUCUCACAGACCUGGACGAGGAGUUUGCUAGUGCUGUGUCGCGUGCUCGUUCUGCAAAGCCUGGUCUAGGCUUUGGUCUGAGCUUGGUCAAUGAACGCAUGAGUUCAGAGAGUGGUGGAAUACUGGGUGUGGUUGAGGGAAGCCCUGUGACUGUGAGCAGUGGCCCCAGAUUGGGGGGCGAUGUUCGCGUUACCCCGCCUCCUACUGGAAAGAUAAGGAACCGAGCUCUCAGUGUCAGUGAGGAGGAAUUCUUCAGCGCCGGUUCACGCACGUCCAGCGUACCAGGCUCUCGUCCCGAAUCGGACUUUUUCUCAGCAGACAGCUCCAGGACAAGCAGGAGUGGCGAUGGCCGGACAACGACAGGCUUAGUGACAGACGGGACUGCGUUUGAGUUCACGAGUGGCGAGUCAAACACGCAGAUCGUGCCUAGCACGCUGAGCUACAGACGCACGGAGAGUAAUUCUUACUUGGGGGACUCGCAUGACGGCAGUGGGAGCUAUACGCCAUAUACAUCUAGCGAUGGGCGUUCGCGAACACCGUUCUCGUCGAGCGACAGCCGGUCAAGAACGCCGUACACCUACUCAUCCAGCGGAUACACGAGCAGCACGCCCUACACGUACACGAGUGGCAGUUACGCCCCCGCCUCUACUUCACCGUCCUUAUCUCGUACCCCUGAGGUUCGGAGACGGCGGUACGGUGCAUACUCUACGAGCGAGGAGCCAUCUGAUAGGGAGUAUUCUGCAACGACGAGAUCGACACUGAGCGGAUGGACGAGGAGCAGGACACCCACAACGACAACGGAGGGAUUUUUAGCUGUGGAGGAGAGGGAGAGCAGUGGAAGUGAGGGAUACACCACAGCCCAUGCGUCGCCCAGCCCGAGCACUGCGUCAUUUAAGAGCCUUCCAACGAUCCCAAGCGAGUCGGACUACCAGACGUUGGACACGUGCAAGACUUGCGUGAGCUCGGAGUUCGUAACUGCGGAGCGGUGCGCAAGUGAUGUGGAGACAGACUAUGUGACAGCGGAGAAGUGCAAGACCGAGACCGAAACGGAUUUCUGGACAGCGGAAGUGUGCAAGAGUGACAAGGAUGAGACACAGUAUGAGACGGCGAGCGUGUGUCUUACGAUCCCGAGCGAAGAGGGGUUGAGCACGCCGAGGUCAGGAUUGAUUCUGGAGCUUCCUGCUGAGGAACCCAUGGACGAACCUAUUGACGAGCCCACUGAAGCCCCCAUUGGAGCCCCCAUUAACGUGGCCAUUGACGUGUCCGUCGACGAACCCAUCGGCGUACUUAUCGACAUGCCCAUCGACGAGCCCAUUGGCGUACUCGUUGAAGCGUCCACCGACGAGCCCAUUAACGUGCCCAUUGAAGCGCCCACUAACGUACCCAUUGACUUACCUAUUGACGUGCCCAUUGAAACGCCCAUUGACGUGCCCAUUGGCGUGCCCGUUGGCGUGCCCGUUGAUGUGCCCAUUGGCGUGCCCGUUGAUGUGCCCAUUUACGUGCCCAUAGAAGCGGCCAUUGACGAGCCUAUCGACUUGCACGAGGAAGAGGAAGUGGAUGAGGAAGUGGAUCUACCCCCCCGCCAAAGACACCGAGCGAAGUCCCCAGUAUCAUCUCUGAGGAACCAGCGCUGGAGGUGUCGGUCACGCCUGAGGCUGUCACUGCACAGGAAGAGAUCGCAGAGGACAGCCUGCUGGGGAGCGCCCCGCCUACCACCCAGGCGCCCGAGACACCGACUCCCAUCGUCAGUUUCCACACCGACUCGUCAUUCUCCUAUACCGAGAGUGAUCUUAGUCCUGCACAGCCAGAGCUUGACACGUCUGUCUCGAGUUUGACAGAGUCGAGCGACCCCUUCGUUAUCGCGUCACCUCGGACCGUACAGACACCAGU